Mesitornis unicolor (brown roatelo) is the source of this 447-nucleotide messenger RNA. RefSeq names its product phospholipase D family, member 6 (gene PLD6). Gene Ontology annotation, cellular component: mitochondrion. The transcript is spliced from 3 exons. Gene Ontology annotation, molecular function: RNA endonuclease activity producing 5'-phosphomonoesters, hydrolytic mechanism. The record is from RefSeq and is a predicted model, not a curated record. NCBI's taxonomy places the organism in Eukaryota, Metazoa, Chordata, Aves, Mesitornithiformes, Mesitornithidae. Gene Ontology annotation, biological process: piRNA processing. The annotation marks the transcript as partial.
CGCCGGGACUGCUCCCUCAGCCGCCUCCUGCGCCGCCUGCUCUCCGCCCGCCGCUCCCUCGAAAUCUGCCUCUUCGCCUUUUCCAGCCCGCAGCUGAGCCACGCCGUCCAGCUCCUCCACCGCCGCGGUGUCCGCGGCCGCAUCGUCACGGACGCGCAGUACAUGGGACUCCAGGGUUCCCAGAUCGGCCACCUCCGGAGAGCGGGGAUCCAGGUGCGCCACGACCAGGAGAGCGGGUACAUGCACCACAAGUUUGCCAUCGUGGACAGGAGGAUGCUCAUCACGGGUUCCCUCAACUGGACCACCGAAGCGAUCCAGCAGAACCGGGAGAACGUGCUGGUGGUGGAGGACGCAGAGUACGUGAAACCUUUUCUGGAUGAGUUUGAAAGGAUUUGGGAAGAGUACAAUCCCACCAACUACACCUUUUUUCCCAAAGUCAAUAAAUGA